This is a messenger RNA of Acanthamoeba castellanii str. Neff, 870 nucleotides long. RefSeq lists its product as uncharacterized. The record is from RefSeq and is a predicted model, not a curated record. NCBI's taxonomy places the organism in Eukaryota, Discosea, Longamoebia, Acanthamoebidae. The transcript is spliced from 6 exons. Gene Ontology annotation, cellular component: endoplasmic reticulum membrane. The coding region runs from base 1 to 870 and encodes 289 amino acids. Gene Ontology annotation, biological process: maintenance of protein localization in endoplasmic reticulum.
AUGGAGCCAGAGAAGGCCACCAGCAAGCCUCUGCUGGACACGACGAUGAUACUCCUGGACAAAGCUCAGGCCAAGCAAAAUCGAGGGCACGAAACGACGUCAGGUGACCUCGGCCACGACCGACGCGUUGGGGACCACGAGGAUCCGACGUCUCUAACUGCAUUAUCUUCAUCUUCAUCUUUUACCUCUACGCCGCCAUCUUCGCCACAACUGAGCUCCUGGCGAUCCGCGGGGGCGAGCGGCGGCGGGCGGCUGUUCCCCGUGGUGCAGUACCUGCGCGAGGAACUCGGGUCGGACUACCUCCCGCCCGACCCCACCCUCCUCCUCAAGCAGCGCGAGAUACACAACUUCUUCCAGGCACCCAUCGGCCUCGAAAAGUUAUUGUUUCUGGGGUUCUUUAUAUGCCUGGACUCGUUCCUGUUCGUCUUUACAUUCCUUCCUCCGCGCGUGUUUCUGGGCACGCUGCGCCUCGUCUGGGCUCUCUUCACCGGACGGCCAGUGAAGGCGACGUCCAAGUACGACCUCAUGCGUGGCGCAAUUCUGCUCGGGUCGUGCUGGGUGCUGGCGCACAUCGACAUCAGCAUGGCCUACCACUACAUCCGCGGCCAGGCCGUCUUCAAACUCUACGUCAUCUUCAACCUGCUCGAGGUGGUGGACAAGUUGUGCUGCGCGUUCGGGCAGGACAUAUUCGACGCCCUCUUCAGCCGCGUGAAUGCGUCGACCCGGGCGUCGUCCACGCUCCACUCCAUCUUCUUCCUCUUCCCCCAUUUCCUCAUCGCCGCCGCCUACAAUGGUUCGUGCCACUCUCAGGACCUAAAGACGCAUCAAAUGCUUACCGCUGCUAUUCGCGUGGUGCUGCUCGACAGAUGA